AUGAACUACAUUCAAGCAUGCGAACGAUUGGACAUUCCCACGGAUGUGACAUUGGAAGAUGCCGAUUUGAAAAAGGCAUUCAAACGCGCCGCACUCAAGCAUCAUCCCGACAAGAAUCUAGCCAAUCCACAGGCAGCCAAGGAAAACUUUCAUCUCAUUUCCACCGCCUAUGACUUUCUCAGUCAAUGCGUCACCCGCCAGCAAACGGGGCCCAAUCAACCACGGUAUGCCACGUCGGAUAAUCCAAAUGGGAUGAUGUUUGAUGACGAUGAUGAUGAUGAUUACUAUGAUGAUGAUUAUGAUGACGACGAUGAGUGGGUGGAUAUGCACGAUAUUCUCUUUCGAUCCUUCUUUUCACAUUUUCAUCGUGGUGGACCGUCGUUUGGAGGUGGUGGAUUUGGGCAUGGACACCACUUUCAUCAUCAUCAUCAUCAUUCACCUCGUCAACACCAACAACAACAACAUCAAUAUCAAUAUGCCAAUGACAAUGUGGAUGAUUUCUUUGAACGCUGCGCCGCACAACAACGCCGCAAACAAGAAGCACAAGAACGAGCCCGACAAAAAAAGGAAGAACACGCCGCCUACAUGGCCGAGAAGGCACGCAAGGCAGAACUAGAAGGACGAGAUUUCUUUGAAAGUUGGAAUAUCAAGCAACUUCAGGGAGAAUGUCAACGACGGGGCAUUUCCAUCAAGGGAUUGCAGCAAUCGCAGAUUGUGGAGAAACUGAUUGCCGAUGAAUCCAACAAACGAUUGCGACGCGAAUUGAAACUCGAAGCGCCGCUACUCGAUGAAUGGGCCGAAGUCAUACCACAUAAUACCAAGCGACCCGAAAUGAAUGGAAUCAAAGUGCGAGUCAUUGAUUUCUAUGAUGACAAGUACACUAUCGAAUGGAAUGCCAAUGCGGGCAAGAAGAAAAAGAAGGGCGCAAAGGGUGACAAUGGUCGCGAGUCGAAACAGGCCAGGGUCAAGCCGGAACAUUUGCGAUUGUGGGGAACGGGGGAUCCAAACAACGACAACAACAAUACCAAUAACAGCGCUGCAUCCAGUACGAGUGAUAAGGAAAACGACAAUGGCAAAGAACCGCGACAAGGCAAAAAGAAGAACAACAACAAUGCUGCUCCAAAGGAAGGUGCCACUCCAAAGAAGCAAGUUCCACCAGAAGCACGCAACACCAAGUGCUGUGCCAUUUGUCACAAGGAACAUGACAUGGACGAUAACAAGAGCCAAGACGACGACAGCAACAGCAAGACUGUCGUUCUUCCUUGUGGCCACAUUUUCUGUGUCGAUUGCUGUGGGGAAGGCUUUGUGCCCCACCAAAACAGCGAGGUGGAAGUACGAUCGUGUCGGGUUUGUCACAAGGCGGAUCCAGGGGUGCACGCCGUUGCCUGUCUCCCGUACGUUCAGGAUCUACAAGAUCCACCGCCCGAGCUCUUGGAGACCAUUUACAAGGAGUACUCGUUGAUUGUCUUGUGCGAGAGCGUCGAUGCCCUGGAGAAGAAGCAGGAAAAGGAAUUGGCAGCGUUGGACACGCAAAAGAGCAAGGCAUUGAAGGAAAAGAAAGAUGCCAUUCAGAAAACGAUGGGCGGUAACAACAACAAGGAUCACAACAAAAAGGGGAAACAAAAGAACAAGGAUGAGGGGAAACUAAUGAAGCAAGCUCAAGCGGCUGUGGAGUCCGAGUUCAAGCCCAAGCGAGAGAACUUGGUCCGACAGCACCAAACGGCUUGGCGCUCCGUCGCCAACAAUGGGUCUAUGAAGGAACUAGAACAGGAACGAGAUGCCGCCACGGAAGAAGUCACCAAAGCCAUCGGCAAACACUACCGCCGAGCCUCGAUCAAAGUCCAUCCUGAUCGCCAUGGCGACAAGUUUCAGGCGGAAUUCGAAGCUCUCACAAAAGCGCGGGAUACGCUUUCGGAUGUAGCACUGCGCCACAAGUACGUGGAGCAGAUGUUACAGAUUGUUUGUUCGGUCGGCACGAUGUGGGUUGCUUCGUCGCACAAGUCUUGGGUAGAAAAACAUCAGCAGAAGAAGAAGAACUCGGAUGCACCUGGGAACCAGGCUCCCAAGGCCAUUGAAGGAGGCCUGAUGCAUACGAAACCUCGUAAACCCGGUUUUGCCAUUUUGAACGUGGGAGAGCGUCGCAUUCGUGUAUACUUGCGCGUUCGUGGAGGCUCGUGGUACGAGUUCAAUUCCUAUUGCCAGUCGGUUCAUAUCGUGGGGGAACGAGCGGACGCCAACAACGAGGUAACGGGGGAAUACAACAAGACCAUCAUCAAGGACAAUUUUACAACGAAACUUGCGGGCGAAAUUGAGGUGGACCUGACUCUGCCACAUCAUGGUUUGUGGGAUAUUCGUUGGUCGUUCACCGUCGAAUUGGAAUCUGGAGAUACUGACGAGUCGGAGCUAUCGACAGAGGCCACUGUGGACCUCGUUUCGCCCAAGUUCAAAGCCCAAAUGAGUCACAUGAAAUCGUUUGAAGGAGUUGCUCAGCGUCGUACGAUGGAGCUCCUCGGAGCGCUGCGGAAGCUGUCGACUACAACGGGGACACACGCCAACGCUCAGAGUCGCUACGAAACGCUUCGGGAAGCCACGUUGAAAGCGAAGCACUGUGAAUUCCAUUUGGAAAAGGCCAUGGGGACAGUGGGGGUCAACGUGACGUCUCCUGACACUCCACUGGGUGCGCUUCGUUCUGCGCUUGUCCAGGCAAAGCCCCUUUUGGAAGAGCUGGAUGGAGCCCUGGCGAAGCAUGAGAAGCGCGUGACAAAGAAAAAGUUCAAGCAGGCUGUCUACGACGUUCUAGGCGCCGGCGAGGGCAGUGCUUGGGUGGCUACUGUCUCCGAAGAUACCCUGAAAGAUGAGAUGUCGGGUGACUCCAACCGCUUGUAUCAGCUGCUCAUGGAAGGCAAGAAAGCCUACAAUUUAGAACUCGUGGAUGCGGCAACGUUGUGCGCUGCAGCUGCCCGUGAUGACAUCUUCUCGGCCAAGCAGCUUGGGGCACUGGCGGAACGUGCGGAUGAAAGGGAGAUCAAGGCUGCAGAAGAGGCUGGACGCGAGAUAAUUGAGAGUGAAAAGCGUGAAGCCCUUGAGAAUGAGCGCGUCUCUAUGGAAAAGAAAGCAGCUCGGCUGAAGUUUGAACGCGGUGCAAUUGUGCAAAUCAAAGACUUGAAGAGCGAACCAUCUCUGAACGGACGGCUUGCCCACUACAUGGGCAUCGGUUCUGGGGAACGCUACGUUCUCCGCCUGAAUGAAGGACGAGAGAUUGCGCUGCGAAGGUUCAAUUUCAUCAAGUGGUCGGGAAUCGGCAACGCCAAUUGGGGACCUCCACCCGGCAAAAACAAGAAGUCGCACUCGUGGUCUUGCAACUGUUGCACAUUCCUCCACGAAGGCUACGAUGCAAACGAUCUGAAUACAUGUACGAUAUGCGGAACAUCGCGGGAUGAAGCGAAGAAGCAUGGCCCACUUGAGAACGUCAAAAUGAAGGUUCCUACCACCGCCGUCAGCGCCAAGAAUGGAGAUGGCUCCGCCAACCCAAACAGACUCGAUCAUCACGCUUCCAGCAAUGGACAGUAUCACGGCAUGGAAUCGAUGAAAUCUACGACGGAGACUCCUAUUUCGAUCGACGUGUCUCUCGAAACGCCUCAUUCGGGAAAUACUGAACCUUCCAACUUGCAGCCACCAGUAUCAAUGAAAUCCGCUGCCACAAAAACUCCCCCGCCAAAGAAACAGAAUCCCGGCAAGGAGCCAAAACCCGCAGAGGCAAAGCCUGCAACGAAAUCUGCUUCCAAGGCUUCGCAGCGAGAAACUCGAAAGCUUGCCAAUAAUCAUCCAAAACCUCAAGAGGCGCAAGCAGCAAUCAAAUCGGCCCCUAAGACCCCCGAGCGAAAAAAUGGGAAAACUGCGAAUCAUCCAAAACCUGAAGAGGCAAAAACAAAAACAAAAACAACUGCGAAGAAUAAGCAGCCGAAGCCCGAUGCGACCAAGCCAACAGUCCUUGUGCCAUCGGCUGUCUUUGGUUCUCCCAAGUCCCGCAAGAGCACUCGGUCUGCCGAACAGAAGGGGCAAGCCACUCAACCCAGCAACCCCCCCGACGAUGUCCAUGCAGAAGCCCAUGUCAACUCCGCUUCCAACGCUAAGCCUUCAGAGCAGACAACUACGCAGCUGGCUGAGCAAACCUCACAACCCACUUCCAUGCAGAAGACUCCUGCAGAAAAACCACAGAAGGCCAAGCGGUGCAGAUUUGGCAUGCAUUGCAAGCGUUACAAGAGCGGCAAGUGCAAGUUCGCCCAUUCUGCCGAGGAUAUUGCUUCGAUGAAGGGCGAAAUUCCUGGAAGCGAAGCGGCCCCGAAGGAACACAAGGAUCCUCCGGCCACUCCCUCCACAGAGACCGAAUCUGUGAGUACUCAUCGGGUCUCUGAGUCUGUGGAAGACACUGAUUCGUCUUCCAAAUUGAUCGAGCAUACCAUGUUGAUCGACAAGACGAAGGUGGGCUUCAUCUUUGGUGGGCCCAAAGGGCAGCGCCUCAAGAGCAUGUCAAAGAAAAGCAAGGCAUCCAUCCGUGUGAACGGGAACGGCCAUGUCCGCAUUUCUGGACCUACGCAACAAGCUGUGGACAAGGCUGUGUUGUUGAUUGAAUCAAGAGAUGCCAAGUUCGUGCCACGAAAUGGAAGCAAUGUUUCGAAUUGCACAAGUACCAUUCCCUCGGUGAUCAAUGGCUCCACAACGCCAGCGAAGAAUGAAGAGGAAGGCCAGGACGAUCUCCUUUCGUUUCUGCGAUCACACAGCAAGGCGCUGAAGACAUCGCCCGAGGCUUUCUGCGAGUGGCUAACCAGCGAGGAUAUUACGACGCUAGCUGACCUUGUGGAAGCUUGCUCGGACGAGAAUUUUCUCGGGGAAGUCUUUGAAAAUGGUCUGAAGAGAUUCUCCCGUCAUUCGUUCACCAAGAGCGCUGCGGAAAUCGUCAACAGUCGCUCUGCCAGCGGGUAG
This is a messenger RNA of Seminavis robusta, 4983 nucleotides long. Lineage: Eukaryota; Bacillariophyta; Bacillariophyceae; Naviculales; Naviculaceae. The record is from the annotation of a GenBank genome assembly.